This is a messenger RNA of Wyeomyia smithii (pitcher-plant mosquito), 1955 nucleotides long. Its product is annotated as caspase-14-like. Gene Ontology annotation, biological process: proteolysis; apoptotic process. Gene Ontology annotation, cellular component: cytoplasm. The record is from RefSeq and is a predicted model, not a curated record. Bases 91 to 1350 code for a protein of 419 amino acids. The transcript is spliced from 8 exons. Lineage: Eukaryota; Metazoa; Arthropoda; Insecta; Diptera; Culicidae.
ACAAGACAUAACACGUACACCUCUCUCUAGUUGAAAAUUUCACAGUUCAACGAGUGAUUGAAAAAUUGAAGUGAAGAAAACUAGAAAAAAAUGGAAAGAAACAAUAUUUUUCGGGCCAGCUCUUCGAGUUAUAGCGAAUCGGAACACAGCACGGUUACAAAAAUCAUCAAAAACGGAACAUGGUCUUCUGGGACCACAUCGAAGAUUAGCUCCUCCAGCUCGUCCACACACAAAGCCAUAAGUAGCAUUAACUUUACCUCCGGUGUUUCCACCACAAAUCGGGUUUCUUUUGGAGUUAGCCCCGCUACCCAGAAGGGAGUGGAACCGCGCCCCAGUGGAUUCUUGAGUAAAACUACACCUAAGUUGGACACGGUCAGACCGAUUGCAUUUUCGUUGUCUUCUACUAGUAACCAACCAAAGUUCAACGAACCUAAACUAGAUAGGCAAACCAACAAUGUGAUGUCAAGACCGCCUCUCAUCUUUCCUGACAGUUACAAUCCAGUGUACGGUAGACUCAAACCAGAAACUCUACUCAACAGCGGUCUGAGACCAUCUCUCGAUAAAACUCAACCUUCUGGAUAUCAGCCUACGUACAGCACAAACAGAAACACAAACAUUGUUCAACCAAACUCAGUACAACCGUCUGUUAGUAGGGACCCUGUAUGCUCGACUCCAAAGAGAUACGAUCUGAGCAAAGGCAAAGGGUACGUGCUGAUCUUCAACCACAAAGAUUUUCAGGACAAGAAAGACGUUCGUGAUGGUAGUGAAAAGGAUCUGGAAUUAUUGAAGAAUUUUUUCAAGCUAUAUCAGGUCGAGACGCCGGAUACCUGUAUGAAUUAUUCGGUCAAUAAAGUGAAGAAAAAAAUGGCCGAAAUCGAGAAGAAGAACUUCAGCAAAAGCUCAUGUCUUAUUGUGAUAAUUAUGAGCCACGGAGAUCGAGGAGAGGUGAUCAAGGGCUUUGAUGGAAAUACCUACCAUAUAGAAGCUGAUAUUGUGGACCGUGUGCUUAAUAAUAAUACCUUGAAGGACAAACCGAAACUGUUCUUCAUUCAAGCAUGCAAAGGAAACGCUCACAUGGAAAUGGAUUAUAUUGUUUCUGCGCCUAAUAAGCAUGACAUAAUGAAGUGUUAUUCCACUUACGAAGGCACUGUUUCUUAUCGGGAUAAACAAGCGGGGACCUAUUUUAUACAGAAUCUUUUUAAGUUAAUACAAGAGAAUGAUGACAAAAAUUUGCAACAACUUAUGGUUUUACUGCGAAACAAGUUCCAAAACGACCGAAUUGCCCAAACACCCACCGAUACCUCGACUUUGAAUAAAGAUUUCUAUUUCGGAGAUAUGCGGAAAAAAUGAAACAAAUAGGAGUUCAUCAAUUCGCGUUGCCUUAUAUUUAUUUCUGUUCUCACAAUAUAGUUUACGUACUCAUUGAUAUUUGUUAUAAGAUUGAAUGUCGGCUCUAAUGUUGAAUUACUCUCUGUACUGUAUGUACUCUUAAGUAUGUUACUGGAAUUCUUCAGUUACAAUCCAGUACACACCUAAAAUACAAUAGUAUCAACAACAGAUGUGAAAUGUUCAGUUUCAAAUUUUGGUACGAUUACUCUAACACAUCAGUGUCUAGUGUCUAUUUUUUUUGUAAGAUUUGGACCUCUGCGACCAUUAUUUUGAUCCUUUGUGAUAGUGUGACUAUUUAUUAUAAGCUUUCUUUUUAAAUAAUAUUAUUAAGCCCUGGACUUGGUUAUUGAUUUUGGUAACAACACAAUAAAGUUUAAAGAAAGAUUGACUUUGGAUACAUUUUCAAAAACCAGUAUCAGAUAUUAAGAGUUUUCGGGGUCGCUGAUUGAGAAUCUGAAGCCACACUUGUACAAUUCAAAAAACACAUCGUGUCUACAUGGUAAUCUGGUCAACGAACGUUAAUUUAUCAAUUGUUUCUAAAAAUAAAAACAAGUCUACAGAAUCAA